GCGCUUGUGCAUGCGUGACGAUUCAUACCCCACUUUCCUGGGAAAAAAAAUAAAAAGAAGAAGAUGAUGCAUUUUUCCAGAAAGAAGUAGGUGGCAUUAGUUUGUUGCAAAUACAAGCGCACUACGAGAAACAGGGUCAUUGAUGAAGGAGGAAGCUGUCUUGUCUCGGUCUUUCUCUAUGCUCCAUUACUUCCAUGCUUCCUUCAGAACUGUUGUUUGAUUAAUUACACAAGAUUAGUCACGUACGGUUGCGGAAAGAAGAAUCACCAGCUUAAUUCAUCAUAAUUUACUUAAUCUUGUGGAGGGAUUUGAUCCAGUUGUAGUAGUACAAGUACUAAAAGUUUGGCGGUCGAAUUCAUAUAGGUUUGCUUACCUAUAUUAAUGGAAGAUAUAGCAGCAAGAGAGGAGGGGAGGAGCCAAGAAGAAAGCCCCGUCACAUACUGUGUGACCGGAGCAUCGGGUUACAUUGGGUCAUGGCUGGUGAAAUCCCUCCUUCAAAGAGGCUACCGGGUUCACGCCACUGUCCGCAGCCCUGAGAAAUCACUGAAUCUUUUAAAAGAGUGGGAUGGAGGAGAGCGGUUGAGAAUCUUCAAAGCAGAUCUACAGGAAGAUGGGAGCUUUGAUGCUGCUGUGAGAGGUUGCAGUGGCUUAUUCCAUGUUGCUGCUUCGAUGCAAUUUGAGGUUCCAGUGGAAGAGAAUGUUGACAGUUAUGUCCAGACAAAUGUCAUUGAACCUGCAAUUAAAGGAACCUUGAAUGUCCUCAAAGCUUGCUCAAGAACGAAUUCUGUGAGAAGGGUUGUUUUUACAUCAUCAAUAAGUACUAUGACUGCCAGAGACAGCUUAGAGAACUGGAGGGAUCUUGUUGACGAAUCCUGCAAGGUUCCUAUUAAUCGUGUCUGGAAACACAAACCAACCGGAUGGGUCUAUGCAUUGACAAAGAUUCUGACAGAGGAAGCAGCCUUCCAAUUCGCACAUGAAAAUGGAAUUGACUUAAGGUCUGUGAUAACUGCGACUGUUGCUGGUCCGUUCCUCGCUUCAACAGUUCCAACAAGCCUCCGAGUUCUCUUGUCACCAAUUACAGGUGACCCUCAACUAUUACCAAUUCUAGUUGGUGUAAACUCUAGAAUGGGUUCGAUUGCUUUGGUUCACAUUGAAGAUAUAUGCAAUGCCCAUAUUUUCGUCAUGGAGGAUGCUAGAGCAGAAGGUCGGUAUAUGUGCUGCUCACGUAGUUGUGGAAUGGCUGAACUUGUUGAUUACCUCAUGGAGGAGUAUCCUUGCUCUAAUUUGCAGAGGCUUGUAAAGGCUAAGAAUGAGUCCAUUCCGGCAGAAAUUUCUUCGAAGAAGUUGACAGAUUUGGGGUUCAACUUCAAGUAUGAUGUGCAGGAUAUAAUACAGCAAGCUGUUGAGAAAUGUAUUGCCUGUGGAUUUCUACCUGGACUUCUAAAUUAGUGGAUUUAGACUCUAAAAUGACUGAAAGAAGCGGAGAAUUUUGGGGAGUGUUUGGAUACCAAAAUUAUUCCAAAUAAUAUUUUGCUUGAAUCACAAACACAUUUCCCAACCUACCUUUUUACAUUCCCAAUCCCCUUUUUAUCUCGCAUACAUCAUAUCACAAAAAAUGCUACAGUAAUUAUUCUAAAUAAUAUUUCAAAUAAUACGCUAUCCAACACUGCAAAUUGUCGAAUCUGUAGUCUUUACCAUCUACUCCCCAAAUGAGGAAGGUGUGUGGACGUGAUAAUUUAUGUGAUAGAUUAUUGCAUCUGGCAGUAAAAACCAGUGCUGAUUUUAUUAGCUUCUUCUGUACGUUCUUUCUGAUUUGGUAUGGCCCUCUUAAGAGUUCAGAUUGAAUAUCACCAUGUAAGCAGAUGACAACUUUUUAUUAUUCUACCGACUUCAAAUUCGAUU
Molecule: messenger RNA, 1902 nt
Organism: Coffea arabica (coffee)
Lineage: Eukaryota; Viridiplantae; Streptophyta; Magnoliopsida; Gentianales; Rubiaceae
Product: putative anthocyanidin reductase
Molecular function (GO): oxidoreductase activity, acting on the CH-OH group of donors, NAD or NADP as acceptor
Source: RefSeq, a predicted model, not a curated record